CACAGACUGUUCCCUAGUAUGGCUCAUCUGACACAAUGAUGCAGCAUCAUUGCACCAUCUUCUCUUUCGAGCUGGCAAUCUGCCACAGAGAAAAGGAAGCUUCACACUCUGUCCCUACAACAAAGCCAGGACGGAAGAGCUCGAGCUGGGCACUUGUACAAAUAUGGCGCAAUGUAUUUCUCCAUGGCAUUGCCAAUCCAAGAAGCAUAUAUACAUUGAUUGACCACCUGGUCACUGCAUCCGUCGCUACUGGAGUACCUAUCUUGAGCUGCCUAGAGGGCUCCGGGUGCGAUGGCUGCUGCAUCCUUCGUUACCUACCUCGAGACGCCUAGAGAGUUCCGGCUGCUGGGGUUCCGGGCGCCGCCGCCGUCUCCGGUCACCGGCGUUGUGACAAACGGUGGCUCUGGAUCACCUGAGUACGGUGAGUGCCCCGACGGCAACGAAGAUGACGAGGUCGGCAGGUUCCUGCGUCGCUCCGCCAAGGUCCCGGUGCUGCGGCUGCCGGAGAGGGCCAUCCCGCGGAAGAAGAAGAGUGAUAAGGCGGCGUGGGCUCCCCCAGUCAUCGACAUGCGCCUGCUGGACACGCCGGAUGGCAGUGGUCCGGUGGUGGAGGCUCUGAGGUCGGCGGCCGUCGCGUUUGGCUGCUUCCAGGUGGUUGGCCAUGGGGUCAAUUUGUGCCUGGUCUCUGCUGCGGCGGGGAGGGCGAGUUCGCCUACGCCGGAGGAGGCCGGUGGAGAAGAUGGUGAGGAGCUGUGGUGGUCACCAAGCGAAGGAGACCAGUUGAGGAACGGGGCAGCCGAUCUGUUCACCCAGCUGGAGCAAACCGCAGCCAAACUGGUGGAUGCCUUGCAGCGGGACAGCGUUGGCGCCACCAUGGUCAGAGCUGACAGGAACGGCUCGCAACUCUGCAUCCGCACGCACCACGGCCGGCAGUGCGAUAUCGGCCCUAUCACUAUCAGCCAGGACGACAUCCUGAGGAUGCUGAUCAAGAGCUCGCGCUGCCCGCGUGCUCUCGCUCUCCACCUCUGCCCCGGCGCCUCCACGUUCCACGUCUUCUCCCGGCAGCGGGGAUGGUCCAGGUUCCGCCCCCUCGGUGGCGCCGUCGUGGUCACCGUCGGAGACCAGCUUCAGGUGACGCACCAGUCUCUUGAGCGUGACCCUUUUUUCAGACGAAAUCUGGCCGAUCUUACAAAUGCACGCUGCAUCAUCAUCACAAUCGUACAUUGCCUUCCGGUUUACCUGCUUCGCUCUCCACAUAUGCAGGCAUGCAGCAGUGGACUCUACAAGAGCGUGGCCGGGAAACCGGCUUACAGCGACGGCGAUCUCCGAGCAGAACGCGGCUGCGACGUCGUCUCGGCGGAGUACCUCCACACCUGCUCUUCGGCUAGCAUGGAGAGCGAGCCCCUGGACGCGGAUGCCGGGAAGACCAUUCAGUUGAAUGUGCAGAUCAUUGUAGCAGCUUGCCUUGUGCUCCUUUACUACUUUCUCCUGUCAUGCUUGUAUACGAUUUGGUCUUGAGAAGCUGCAGCAGAACUUGUUGCCCUGAAAAUGCAGCUCGGUUUUUAUUUCAAGUUCAGCUCGGCUUUUGGAAA
Triticum aestivum (bread wheat) is the source of this 1592-nucleotide messenger RNA. RefSeq lists its product as uncharacterized. The coding region runs from base 292 to 1518 and encodes 408 amino acids. NCBI's taxonomy places the organism in Eukaryota, Viridiplantae, Streptophyta, Magnoliopsida, Poales, Poaceae. The transcript is spliced from 2 exons. The record is from RefSeq and is a predicted model, not a curated record.